This is a messenger RNA of Periconia digitata, 1770 nucleotides long. The record is from the annotation of a GenBank genome assembly. NCBI's taxonomy places the organism in Eukaryota, Fungi, Ascomycota, Dothideomycetes, Pleosporales, Periconiaceae.
UCGCCAUGUUCGCAUCUCAACUACUCUUCCUCGUUCUGGGCUCGGCUCUCCAGGGAGUGUGGGGUCACGACCAAGCAUUGCACCACCAAUCCUCUGCCAAACGAGCAAUUGAGCCAAAUCCAAGCAAUGGCCAUUGGAUUGAUACGUGGGCAACGAUGCCCCAGUUGACAGAGCCUGCAAACCUUCCACCUGCUCCCUUUAAUCGAACUGGCUCCGUCUUCGUCAAUUCCACGAUCCGCCAGACUUUGAAAGUCUCAGUGGGCGCAUCGCAAAUUCGUCUCAGGUUUACCAACGCGUUCGGUGUUACCAACCUACCCAUAACUGCCGCAACGGUCGCAUUGCCGGCAAGUGAUACCGCUGGUAUUCAUCAAAUCCAAGCGUCCACGGUUCAAAAGGUUACAUUUUCCGGCAAGGACUCAAUCUCGAUCCCCAACGGUGCCAUUGCCGUUUCGGAUCCCAUUGACUUCAACAUCAAGCCCCAGAGCGUGGUGACCAUCACACUCUAUCUACAAAACGGACAAACAACAAACAGCAUCACCAGUCACCCAGGCAGUCGAACAACGAGCUGGUGGCAAUUCGGUAACGCCGUCGCAGAACCAUCCCUCGCAGUCACCAAUCCGAGCACCCAAAGCGCAGCGCAUUGGUAUUUCCUUUCCUCGAUCGAAGCCUGGGUCCCACCAACCUACGGCACUCUUGCCAUAGUCGGGGAUUCCAUCACUGACGGACGAGGCUCCGAGACUGACAAAAACAAUCGCUGGCCUGACCUUCUCUUCGGGCGUCUCCAAGGAUCCUCCUCAAACACCACCGCCAACGCCGCCAUCGCUAUUUCCAACCAGGCUGCAGGCGGCAACCGCAUCCUCGCAGACGGCCUCGGCCCCAACGCCCUCUCCCGCAUUGAACGUGACGUCCUCUCGCACCCAGGCGUCAAAUAUGCCCUCAUCUUCGAAGGCGUCAACGACAUUGGCACCGGCGCCACCACUCAGGCCGCCCAAGCUGCCAUCUAUGAAUCCGUCACGCAGGCCUACGCGCAAAUUGUGACUCGCAUCCACACCUUCGGCAUUCCCGUCUUCGCAGCGACCAUCACGCCCUUCUCCGCGCCCGCGAAUUUCACUGGCCAGCCCUACUCGAACCCUAUUCGCGAGGCAAACCGCGUCAAGAUCAACGACUUUAUUCGCACCAGUGGUAUUUUCGACGAGGUCAUCGAUUUCGAUGAGAUUCUGAGGGAUGAGGCGAUUCCUAGUCAGUUGAACAAGGAGUUUGAUUCGGGGGAUUAUUUGCAUCCGAAUGUCAAGGGCUAUCAGAGACUUGCCGAUGCCUUCCCUGUGGAGAUUUUCCAGAAGUGGGAGGGUGGCGUCAGCGGGUUUGUGUAGAUUGGGAAUGUGUAGAUUUUGAAGACGGCGGGUAGUUUAGAGUUAUGAGAAGAUCUUCUGAAAGAGGGGAGUUUUGAUGUGUGUCUUCAGCAUCAUCUUCAGCAUCAUCUUUCGCAUCGUCGUUAUUAUCAUCAUCAUCAUCAUUGUCCAAAUUGCAACUAAAAGAAAUCAUAUCCAGCGCUCCAUGUUUAACACGAAACAACCACAUACCCACUCUCUCAUUUUCAUCUCCUUCUAACCCGGUCCCCACCCGCACACCUCGUGUGUAGAGAAGAAAGAAAGAAGAAUAGCAGAGCAACAAACGGGGGGAUUUAAAUACCCACUAUCCUCCCUUCCCGCUUACUCAUCUCUCAGCAUCCUUUCCUCUGCCAUCAUCGUCACCAUCAUUACUAUCAUCGCU